Molecule: messenger RNA, 3195 nt
Organism: Peromyscus leucopus (white-footed mouse)
Lineage: Eukaryota; Metazoa; Chordata; Mammalia; Rodentia; Cricetidae
Product: collagen alpha-1(I) chain-like
Molecular function (GO): O-methyltransferase activity
Source: RefSeq, a predicted model, not a curated record
AUGAGACCCGGAUCAGAGCGGAUCGGGGCCGGGGCCGGAUUAGGAGACGGGGGGGGGGGGGUGCGGGCGUCAAUCAACCCGGGGGCGGGGCCUUGGGUGUCCGUCAUUCCCGGGGUUGGGGCUCGGGGUGGGCGGGACUCAGGUGUCAAUCAUCCGGGGUGGGCGGGGCUCCAGGUGUCAGUCAUCCCCGGGUGGGCGGGGCUCCGGGCGUCAAUCAUCCGGGGUGGGCGGGGCUGCGGGUGUCAAUCAUCCAGGGUGGGCGGGGGCUCCAGGUGUCAAUCAUCCGGGGUGGGCGGGGCUCCAGGUGUCAAUCAUCCGGGUGGGCGGGGCUCCGGGUGUCAAUCAUCCGGGGUGGGCGGGCUCCGGGUGUCAAUCAUCCAGGGUGGGCGGGGCUGCGGGUGUCAAUCAUCCCGGGUGGGCGGGGCUCCAGGUGUCAAUCAUCCGGGUGGGCGGGGCUUUGGGGUGGGCGACGCUCUGGUCGUCAAUCAUCUUCGGGGUGGGCGGGGCCUGCGGGCGUCAAUCAACCGGGGCGGGGCCUCGUUGUGGGCGGGGCUGCGAGUGUCAAUCAUCCCCAGGGGCGGGGCUCUGGGCGUCUGUGAUCCCUGGGGUCAGGGCUCGGGGGUCUCGGUGCUCAGUCCCAGGUGCUCGGUGCUCAAUGGCCGCCGCCCCCGCCCCGGGCCCGAGGACGCCGACUUCCGGCGCCUGAUGGACCUGGCGCACGGCUUCAUGGCCUCCCAGGUCCUGUUCGCCGCCCUAGACCUCGGCGUCUUCGAGGCCCUGGCCCCGGGGCCCUGGCGGCGGCGCGGUGGCGCGGGUGCUGGGCUCAGUCCCCACGGGACGCGGCUGCUGCUGACGCCUGCGAGGGCCUGGGCUGCUGCGGCGGGCGGGGGCGCCGGUGAGCGGGUCACGGGGUCGUCGGGGGUCGCGGGCGGGGGACUCAGCGUCAGCACCCGGGGCGACGACCCAGGGACUGAGCACCCAGUACCUGGGGUGACAACCCGGGCUGUGGGCGGGGUCCGGGGUUCCCGGUGGGCGUGUCCCCCGCUGACUGACGCCCCCGGCCCCGCCCCUCUCCCUGCAGGCCCCUCCUCCUACGCGCUGGCCCCGCCCUGGCGCGAGCUCCUGCUGGGGGGCGGGGUCCGGGGUUUCCGGGCCCUCCUCCUACGCGCUGGCCCCGCCCUGGCGCGAGCUCCUGCUGGGGGCGGGGCCCGGAGCCAGCGCGCGAUGCUGCGGUACCUGGGGCGGCGGCCUACGGGGCGUGGGCGGGGCUGGGCGGGGCCGUGCGGUGAGUGGGCGGGGCCUCGGGGUGAGGGGGCGGGGCCUGGGGCGGCGGCCUACGGGGCGUGGGCGGGGCUGGGCGGGGCCGUGCGAACUGAGGUUUCUGAAGCCCCAGGCCCCGCCCACCCCGACGUCCCAGCCCGCCCACCCGACGCCCGGCCCCGCCGCACCCCGACGCCCAGCCGCCCCGCCACCCACAGGCGGGGGCGGAACCCGCAGCUGCCCAGGCCGGGGGCGAAGACACGACGGAGGGAGGCGUUCGCCGCCAUCUACAGGUCGGAGGCGGAGCUACUGUCCUUCAUGCGCGCCCUGCAGGACACCUGGCGCGUGUGCGGCCCCCGCGUCCUCACGGCCUUCGACCUCUCGCCCUUCCGGGUCGUGUGCGACGUCGGCGGCGGCUCCGGGGCCCCUGGCCGCCGCCCUCGCCGCCUCUACCCCGGCUGCGCCGUCUCCGUCUUCGAGGCCCCGGCCGUCGUGGCCGCCGCGCGCGCGCACUUCCGGGGUCCGCGGGGCUGCGCUUCCUGCCGGGUGAGGCCACGCCACUUCCGGUUUCCCGGGGAGCCACGCCCACGUCACCCGGGCCACGCCCACUUCCCCGUUCCCGCCACCGCCCGGGGAAACGCCCAUUUUCCCUGGCCACGCCCAUUUUACCCGGGCCACGCCCAUUCCAGGCCCGCCCACCCGGAGACCACGCCCACUUCCGGGUCCCGGGGACACGCCCACCGCCCGGCACGCCCACCACCCAACCCUGCCCAUCACUGUCCUGGCCCCGCCCCAAACACAGGCCCGCCUGCUUCCCCAGGGUCCCACCCUUCCCCUCCCAAGGCCCGCCCACCACGUCAUGGAUCCCGCCCACCCGGGCUCAACCCAGACCCGCCCAAGCACCCUGGGCCCGCCCACUCACCCCAGGCCCCGCCCCCACCCCUAGGCCCCGCCCACCUCUUUCCCCCGCCAAGAAACACUAGGCCCCGCACUCCGGACCCCCCAGCCCACAGCACCAAGGCCCGCCCAUCACACCCCCGGCCCCACCCCUCGCCAUUCCUGGCUCCGCCCACACAGGCUGACCCCGCCCACCUCAGCCUGGGCCCCGCCCUCCUCACCCAGGGCCCCGCCCUCCUUCCAAGCCCCGCCCACUUCACACAGGGCCCCGCCCACCCCCGGGCCCGCCACAUCAUCCCGGAAACGCCCACUUCCUGUUCCGCCCGAACACCCCGGGAAACGCCAUUUUCCCUGGGCACGCCACUUCCAGGAUACGCCAUUUCCCUGGGCCACGCCACUUCCAGGCCACGCCCACGCACCCAGGGCCCCACCCACCGCAUCCAGUCCCUGCCUCCCCACCUGGCCCCGCCCACCUACAUCAUCCUGGAAACGCCACUUCCUGUCCGCCCAAUGACCUGGGAACGCCCAUUUUCCCCGGCCACGCCCACUGGCCCCGCCCACCUCACCCAGAGCCCCGCCCACCUCACCCAGGCCCCGCCCACACCCCAGGGCCCCCCACCCCAACCAGGCCCGCCCACCCCAGGGAAACCUAGUCCUGUGGGGGAAACCGAAGCCACGACCCCACGCGACUUCUUCCGGUCCCGCCUCCCCGCCGACCUCUACGUCCUGGCCCGGGUCCUGCACGACUUCCCGGACGCGGCCUGCGCGCGGCUGCUGGGGCGGCUGGGGGCGGCCGGGGGGCCAGGCGCCGCCAUCUUGGUGGUGGAGGCCCUGCUGGCGCCCGGGGGGCGGGGCCCGCUGCGGGCGCUGCUGCUGUCACUCAACAUGCUGCUGCAGACCGCGGGCCGCGAGAACCGAGCGCAGUACCGCGCGCUGCUGGCCCGGGCCGGGUUCCCCCGGGUGCGCGUGCGCCGCACGGGGGGCGCCUACGACGUGCUGCUGGCCCGGAAGUGACCGACAUCAUGUGACCCCGUGUGA